This is a messenger RNA of Pollicipes pollicipes, 4126 nucleotides long. RefSeq names its product apoptosis inhibitor cassowary (gene cass). NCBI's taxonomy places the organism in Eukaryota, Metazoa, Arthropoda, Thecostraca, Pollicipedomorpha, Pollicipedidae. Gene Ontology annotation, molecular function: RNA binding. Gene Ontology annotation, cellular component: nucleus. The record is from RefSeq and is a predicted model, not a curated record. Gene Ontology annotation, biological process: negative regulation of apoptotic process.
UCUCCGGUGCUGGGGUGGUUGCCGGCCGUUGGAUCGCCUAUAUUUGAUGUUUAUGCAGGAUCCGAAGAAUUUCACCCAUCGAUUUGCCUUAGAAUAACCGAAAAUCGUCAUUUGGUGUGUUAGCAAGAUUUCAAACCAGCUGCCGAGAUGGACAUCGUCGAAAGAUUGUACAAAAACUUUGAAAUUCUGAGCAGCGCCAAAGACCAGGCAAAAAAUCAUGAAAAGGAGUACCUGGAGAUCCUGGAAGCAGUCAAAGGGAACGCCAACGAGAAGCGGCUAGCAUCGCAGUUCAUCGCGCGCUUUUUCAAGCAUUUCCCCAGCCUGGCAGAUCAGACCAUUGACUCCAUUCUAGAUCUCUGCGAAGAUGAAGAUACAUCGAUCCGGAAGCAGGCGAUCAAGGACCUGCCGCAGCUGUGCCGCGAGAGCCGCACCUUCCUGCCCAAGAUCGCCGACGUGCUGGCGCAGCUGCUGCAGUCGGACGACACCUCCGAGAUCAAGGAGGUGCACAGCUCGCUCACCGUCCUCUUCAAGAUCGACGCCAAGGGGACGCUGUACGGCCUGUUCUCUCAGAUCCAGUCCGAGGAAAUGGAGGACAGCCUAAUUCGAGAGCGGGCCAUCAAGUACCUGGCUGCGAAGGUCAAAACAUUCGACUCCGACGUCAUGACCAAAGAGGCGCAGGAAAUACUCUGGAAUGAAACCAAAAAGUCACUCAAGGACGUGACUGGCGAAGAGUUCGUCCAGUUCGUGGACAUCCUGUCGGGCACGCAGACGGGCCGCACGGUCAGCGGACACCAGCAGCUGCUGCAGCUCAUCUGCGACCAGCUGGACGCCGCUACCAAGGUGGAGCUCGCCGACCCGGAGGCGCGCGACAAGCUGCUGCUCUGCGUGCGCCAGGCCGUGCGCUUCGUGUCGCGCCAGACGCGGGCCACGCAGCUUGUGGCUUACCUGAUCGACGCGGUGGUGCCGCGGCUGGGCCAGCUGCCGGCCGACGCCCAGCUGGAGCUGCUCAAGCCUCUGGCCGAGAUGGCCCAGUACACAGGCGAGCUGGAGGGCGUGGAGGCGCGCCUGGAGCGGCUCCAUGCUGCGCUUGUGGAGCGCAUGCCGCUGCCGCCGCCGCCGACCGAGGAGAACGGCGCCGUGGCCGAGCCGCCCAGUCUCGAGUUCUCGCACAUCGAGUGUCUCAUGUUCACGCUGCACCAGCUGGCGCGCCGCGCGCCCGCCUGGUUCACCGACGACGCCGACCGGCUCAAGGACUUCCGACUCAGGCUACAGUACCUGGCGCGCGGCACGCAGGGCUACAUCAAGUCGCUGAGGGAGGCGCUGAAGGACGCCGACCUCAAGUCUGAGGAGAACAAGAUUCGCGCCGUGGCGCUCAAGACCACCUCCAACAUCAACACCAUGAUCAAGGACCUCUUCCACACGCCGCCCAGCUACAAGAGCACCAUCAGUCUCUCCUGGAAGCCGAUGACGGGCACCGCUGCAGGGCAGAAGGCGACAGAGCCGGCGGCGGCCCCGGCCCCGGCGCGCUCCGGCGAGAAGCGCCGCGUGCCCAUCACGUUCGGCGGCGCCGACUCGGCCAACAAGAGCAAGGACGGCCGGCGCAUGUACCAGCCGCCCAGCGGCAAGUACAGCGAUCGGGCCGGCGGCUACCGCGAGCAGACGUCGCCGCGUGGCGCGCGCGGCGGUCGCGGCCGCCACCGGGGCGGGCGCUACUGAGCCGGCCGCCCAGCGCCGGGAGGCCGCCGCAGGAGGACCGGACAGUGUGCCAGCGGCGGACGGUGCCGGUGUCUGGCAGCUGGCACCGGGGCGCGCGCUACUGAGCCGGCCGCCCAGCGCCGGGAGGCCGCCGCAGGAGGACCGGACAGUGUGCCAGCGGCGGACGGUGCCGGUGUCUGGCAGCUGGUCGCUAUACAAAGGCGACUGAUGGGUGCUGAACGGGGAGGAGAGAGAGAUCACGUGCGCCUGCCCUGCGCUGCUGCUGGCCGGCUGGUGUGGUAUUGGUGGCGUGGGACAGGCAGAAAGUGGUGCGGUUUGAGCCGUCUCGACCAGGCGGCGUCACACACGCGGCCCAUUAUGACAGGUGUGUCUCCUUUUUGCUGCAUUAGUGCAAAGUGGUAUUGCGUGUGUGUAGUCAUCGCGACUUUAUUCAUUUCAUGUUCCACUGGGCGGGCGUCUCAGCGGCUCGCGUGCCUCUAGUGCUGUCUGCGCGGCGUGGCUGGAUGGAGUUGUGGGCGAAUCGGGGGAGAUCAGGGACGGGCGGUUGGCCGCGCGUUUCGAGUCGAACCAUGUAAGUUCGCUGGAGCAAGUGGAUCGAGACCGUGGACUGAAGCACGCCUGCGUGCGAAGGACUGCGAGCAAAUAAGUUCUUCCGCUGCGAGACAAUGAGUCAUAAGUGAUGAGUAAACCAAGCAUGCCCGCUGCUGCCAGAGGCACAAGGCGUGGGAACGACUUCAUCGACUUCAACGUCACGGAAGUAGGUGAUCGGAGCCCACACCGAUCGAAACAGAUUGAGCCCGAUACAAGCAGACUUAGCAUCGGCUAUCAGAAAUAAUGGCGUGCAUUGCGUGCGGAAGGAUUCAAAACAAGCCCAAUAGUUACCGAAAACCAUCGACUUCGUCAACGCUUAACAUCAUCGAUCAGGAGGAAAUGCUAGUUAAAUCUGACUGAUACACGGGAAGAAGCAGAAGCUGUCUGACAUGGGGAGCAGAGUUGUCUGUCUAGACAUUCGACUUACUGCAAGAUUGCUCACGUGAUUGGUCAUCGUGAAUGUGUGGAAUCCUAAAGCAAUAGGAACCGAAUCCACUCCGAGAGGAAAUGUGAGGUAACGCACUAUGAAGAAGAUAGUCCACUGCAAGCCAGAUCGUACCCCGCAAGCCGGAUGCGCUGCUGAAAACCGCAGACUUCGUCACCUUGAGUAUAUCCGGCCUGGAGGGAAUGCAGACCAAUUCUCACUGAAGACGGUAGAAAGCAUACAAUUUGUCGUGCAAGAAGUGAGGUCAUGCGUGCAAGCAAGAUUGCGUACGGUAAAAACAGUAACGCAGCAGUUCAUCACGUGGAAGAUUUAUAUGUCUCGAACAGUACAUAGCGAACUUCUACAAUAUGGUGAAUCAAAGAUGCACAAGACCACAGAGGCUGAAGAACGAAUGCAGGGUUGUUCGAUAGUUGUCUGCAAGUAAACAAUGAACAAUUUUCAAGAGACGUUGACCAUACCAUGCAGAAUGCUGGAAGAAUCAGGAGCAGGCAGGACGGUUGUGUUCAACUUACAGAAUGCUCUGCACCAGCUUCCAACAAUACUGAGUCACGAUGCUGAAGACGAACACAGCCGAAGCCAGACAGCUUCUCGUGAUUAGUACGGAGCGCGCUGCUUCGAAAGCGCCUGACUCAAACUAAAACUUGGGAUAACUAACAUCAAGACAGAAUGGCCGGCCCACGCCCUCGCCGCGCUCUCGCAAGCGGCGGGUCCGGCUGGACUGAAGCCUCGUCAGAGGCGAGGUCGGCGGAGCGGUCCAAGGCAGCGGCCGACGGCGGGCGCGUCGGACUGCAGCGGAGUGCCGCCCGCUCGCAGCCGGGAACUGCUGUCGCGACGCCCGGGCUCUUCGGACCACCUGCGCCCGGCCGGGCCCGUUCUGUGGCUCCCACGCGACACCGGGCGGCCGGCUGUCGGUGCCCCGAACGUCCGGCCUCUGUCCACAGGUGGUGAGACUCGGUGUUCUUUUCAGCAGCAGUUCCGCAGGUGGAGGAGCGGUGCGCCACCGGUCGGAGGUGGACAAGAGCGGCGGUAAUUGGACUGACGCUUCGUGUACUGCGAUCGGUUUCAGAACUGGCGGCUUCUACUGUUCGCGGUCUGCCGUCGUUCGUCAGUUCGCCAUGGAAGCCAGUGGCCAGCUCCGGGCGGUCCUCACGGCCAGUACUGGUUCACAGGUCUCUGCCGCCCCUGGCGCGGGGCGCCGGCCGGCGCCUGAGCAGUCGCAGCGUGUUCUCCGUCUCAGCGGGUGGCGGGCGGGUUAACUCUGCCGUGUUUCAGGUCUGGAGUCACGCUCAGGUGAGUUGGGAGCCACAGACCCGGGCCGUGUCGCGCCAUCCAGCCUCCGUUCGGCGUUGUCGUUUUAAUACACUCUCCACAGCC